This is a messenger RNA of Bactrocera oleae (olive fruit fly), 2155 nucleotides long. The record is from RefSeq and is a predicted model, not a curated record. NCBI's taxonomy places the organism in Eukaryota, Metazoa, Arthropoda, Insecta, Diptera, Tephritidae.
UUUGUUUGUUCGCAAAGUAUGGUUGCGGCUCUCAUUCUGCUUUAAUAUUUAAUAAUGAAUUUUCUGUUUUGCUUAUAAUGUACAUUGUAUUAGAAUAAAUUAAAAACCUAGUACGUAAAAGAAGUAAAUAUUUUAUACAUAGAAAAUGUAAAUUUACAUAAAAAUGUAAAGUAUCGUAGAAGCUCUUGUAAAUUUAACAUGGAGAGUUUUCAAAUUCGCUUCGAUAAUUGGAUUUUAAUAACUUAUUUUAAUUUAAAUUCUCUGUAACUGUAAAAUAUUUAAGUCAUACGUCAGAUACUGGCAAAAAAUAUGUUCUUUACUGAUGCUACUUAAAACAUGAAAAUGUAUUUUAAUUUGUAUUUUAUUUUUUUGUUUAAUAUAAAUUUAUAAAACACUGACGUUGAUUUUGUUUAAAAUAAAUCUGAAGUUUCAUAAAUAUAAAGAAGAAAUUAUUUUUCAAGGAGUAAUUGCCAGAUAUUAAUACAGGCAAAGUCAAAUUAAUUAUUUGCGGAUAAAUUGGCAGUUUUCAAUUAUAUACCGAAUCGAAUAAUAUACGUAGACCGAAUUUUAGUGCAGUUAAAGAUAAUUUUGUUAAAAUAAACACAUCGCUAGUUUUAAAUUGAAUCAUCCCUGCAACUUUCAAAGAGAACGGUUCUUAUAAAACAACAAAAACACAGAAAAACAACAAACGGAAAACGCAUAAAGCGCAUUGGAAAAUCGCAGCGCAAUACAAUCUGCGAGGGAAAACGCACAGAUCGAGAAAGGUAAAGUGGAUAUAUUUUCUGCCUAUUCCUGCUUAAAAGCCUAUUGAUUUUACCAAAGGACAAAAAUCAGAGCAUUAAAUUUUGCAAAAUUUUUUAUUCUGCCGUAAAGACUCAUUUUUGAAAAGGAAAAAUGUCUGUUGAACAGAAGCGAGCAUACAACAAACUAAAGCAUGAUUUGGAGCCAUGGCGUAAUCUCAUAGUACAUUUAGAUUCGGUAUUGUCUUGGGAAAAAAAUUAUUAUCCAGCAAUCAUUACUGCAACCAUUAGCGGUUUUUAUUUGUUGCUCUGGGCAUUGGAUAUGUCUACUGUAACAACGCUGGCACUAGUGGGUCUGUUUUCGCUAGCACUAGAUUACGUGUAUCCAUCAGUGUCGCGUUUUCUCUUCAGUCCAGAUAAUUGGAAUGGUAACCAGGAAGAGCAAUUUGAGCGCGUCUGCACACAAUUAUGCUAUUUAAAAGCAGUGCUUACUGGAUGGUAUGAAUAUCUCUUCUCGGCAAAGGAAAGGAAAUCCACUUUGUUUGUCACUAUCAUGAGUAUUACUCUAUUGACACUCGCUUGGAUUGGCACCGUAAUAAAUAAUCUACUGCUGAUGUACUUGAUCACUAUGGUAAUGUGCUUAUAUCCAGGCAUGCAACAGAAAAAUUUGCUUUAUAAGGUCAAAGACUAUUUUGGAUGUGCUGUUAACUCUAAAUUCCAAAAAUUGCGUGAAAAAAAUAAGAAAAGUGACUAAAGAGCGAAGUAGAAUUCUGAAGAAAUAGUAAAUGCGUAUGAAAUUUAAAGAGUUAAAAACGCAGCAUAGAUUUUUAAUUUGAAAACAAACUGCAUUUUUAAAUUUAUUUAUUUUAGCUAUAAAUUUGUAGUCUACUCAUUUUUAUUAUACUAUUUAUGAAAAUCAUUACACAAAUGUACGGAUAGUGCGUUUAAUAUUAUUACAUUUAACAUUUGGCAUUUUAAAAACUAAACAAAAACGAAAAAGCAAAAUGAAUUACUGAGUUUAUGAAAAAUGAAAAAAAAAAUCGGAAGCGUAAAUGCGCAAAUUUAUUAAAUUAUAAUAUAUUAAAAUGUUCUCCUUGAAUGUUGCACUACCACAAGAAAGUUUUUUGGAUAUAAGCUUCAACGCAACAAUCCGAAAAACAUCAACAUAUGAAUCACCAAAAAUUGUAUUUAAUGUCUUAGAUAUAAAGUAAGCUAACGUACUCUUAAACCUGCUAUAUCUUUACAAAAUUCAACGUAACAAUCAGUUCAUUAAUUUCUCAAAAAUAUUGCCAUUAAACUUAGUGCCAUUAAGUAAUCUUUCAACCAAUAUUUUAUUUCGAAAUCAUUAACAUUUUACUUGCAGCAUAAUGAUGAUCCAUUAAAAUAAAAUAAAAAUUAAGUAAUAUCUAUAUAAA